Messenger RNA from Caenorhabditis sp. 36 PRJEB53466, 4962 nucleotides. NCBI's taxonomy places the organism in Eukaryota, Metazoa, Nematoda, Chromadorea, Rhabditida, Rhabditidae. The record is from the annotation of a GenBank genome assembly.
AUGUCGACAGAAACGGCGCUCAACACCCUCGACCCCACACUUUUGAUGUCUCUGCUCAUGAAGUCGGCCUCUUCGAUUCACACACCUCCAGACACACACACGGACGGCUCCGAAUCGCCCGACUCGACCGCUUCGAAUUGUUCGGAGACGGGCGGUCCGCCGGCAAAAAGACGGCGAAAGCCAGAAAGUGAGUGAAAAGUUGUUUUAGCACCACCAGCAGCAGCCUAACUCAAUUAGCACACUUUCACUUUCUCACAGUUCUUCUGGGAAGAAGGCCCAUUGUUUACCGAAUACGUUCUUGAAGGGACCACAAAAGGCAUCAUUCCAUCUCGCUCCAUAAUCCCAAUCCCAUAGUCUUUGUGACGAAAAAAAAAACUUGCGGCGGGCAUCUGUUCUGCUCACUCCGUCAUCGUUGUUAUGCGGCAAAGUCACAAGUGAGCGCAGGCUACAACCCGUUUUGAUCUACUUGCUCGUUGCCACGUCAACUUGCAUUACAUUACAUUUGUAGCGUUUUGACUUGACUUGGUCAGAAUCGAGAGCAUGUUUUCGGCUUUCAAUAACUCGUGCCUUCUUCCCGUUUAUACACACCCGCGCGAGAAACCUCGCCCCGAUCUAGUGCUAGUUGAGUGAUAUUAGUACUUUUAUGUACAAAAGUGCUAGUUUUCGUGGCGGUCAAAAUCUAAAUAGAGCCUUCUGUGCAUGGCUCACCUAGUCGCGCGGCAGCUGCUCAAACAGUCAGUACUUCUCUUGCUCGAUGCAUGAUGGUCAGGUCCACUCGGUGCUGCUUCUCAGUUGACCACUCUUCCAAAUAUACACGUUCAAAGUUUGAACAGCCGCUCACUCGAUUUUGUCUCCUUCCAUCAAUCGUGACCUUUUCAUUCAUUUUCGACUCCAAGUUUCCGUUUCUCUCUCUCUCUCUCUCUUCACCCAAAAAGAGCGAACCCAUCUGUCGCCAGCUGUUCGUCAUUUUCUUGACGGUCAAGUCUGAAGACCGCCCGUGUUGGUAGCAGCAGCAGCAGCCACAUUCAAAGGAAAAGAACAACAAAAAAAAAAGUUUGUUUGAAUUAGGAAACGAUCGCCGUGGCGAGUGCUCUCCAACUGAUUAGCACCCAUAUUUUUUGCGGCGCCCUAAUUUCGGCCAAUUUCACACAGGCACUCAAAUUUGUGUGAAUAUCAAAUUUCCCGGUGCACAAGGGAAACAACGCAGAAAACCGAAAAAAAACGUUCCGAUGUUGGCGGCCUAAACAGUUUUUUAUUCGAUCACUUUAUCACACACACAAACGCAUCACCUUCGGGUCGAUUUACACCGUUUGGCGACCUGCCCUUCUUUCUCUAUCUCUUCUUCUUUUUUUUGUUCGCUUCGGCCGGCCUCGCUCCUUCUGAUUCAUUUUUUGCACAAACAAACCCUAAAAGUGCUCCUACUCUAACUCUUUUGAGUCUCAAAAGGGCACCGCUAAGUUGUGACUUCCUUCGCGCGGUUCCGGUCCUCUUUAAUUGUCCUCCGCACGCGGUUACAUCACUCGGAACACGGGCGGCCCCAUCUCAAAAGGUUCGCGUCGCCUCGGCUCAUUGGACACUUCCCCCCUCCGCUCAAUCAAAAGCUGCUGCUGCUGCCCUAUUGUAGUUUUUUUACCGCAAGUCUCUCUCUCUCUCUCUCUCUCUCUCCUAGUACUGCCUCAUUAAUUAUGCAUUCAUUCCUUUUUUGAGCGCACCGCUCUGGAACCUCUUAUGAUUUACCAUCAGACCUGGCAGAAGGAGGAAGGGCGGCGCAUAUGGUACGGGAUUAGAAAGAGUUUCGGGUUGACGAACACAUCGGACAGUUGUUAGCUAAUACAUUUCAUGAGCUGACAACUUUUUGAUAUCUCUGCAGGUAACUGAGAUUCAUAGGGCAACAAGGAUUACCGUACUUUGGAGCACUCACUGAAACGUGUCCGUACACCGUAAUCCAUGGGUGUUCUGUCACCUAAUGGACUACUACUUUCCUCAUCUCGAAUAUCGCCGUCGCAGUUGGGGGGGCAGAUGUUCAUUUCAUUCCUUCCCCCCUCCUCAACCUACUCAUUAUCUCCUAUUACAUGACCCACGUCAAUUCACCGCUCCCUGAUUACCUCGUGACUCGUUUUCAGCCAAAGACAUUGUGCGCGUCGCCGGCGAGUCUACCACCGCUUCGUGCUCCGCCUCCUCUUCCGAAUCCGUACACUCUGAAUCGGAAGCGCCGAACAAGGAGAACAACGACGACGAAGACGGCGACGAGAUGACUUGCGACACGAGCGCCCAGAAGAUUGUGGACGACGCCGAAGAGCAGGUGAGAGUUUUGGGGAGUACUGUGGGGCGGAUAAGAAUCUCGGAGAUCGAAACGCCAAUUAAUGCGCGUCCUUGGCUGGCUGCCGGUUCAAAACGAAGAGGAAGAGAAAAGACAGCUGAGGCGAGCACCUGUUCUUCAUGUUCUUCGUUCGUUCGCUCGCAAGUAUUACUCAAGUUUUUAUGCGAACAGCAUCUGAGAAAACAUCUGUCUUGCCCCCUUCCCUCGCCCAUAAAUGGACGACGACGACGUUCGUUCGUUCCUUUGAGAUACGCAUCUUCCAGAACGCUGCCGUCACCACCACCACUGCCACCGUCGUCGCCGCCACCGCCGCCGCCGGAACAGAUGUCGUCACGUCGUCGGCGGGCAUUCCGUCGUUCCUCUACUCGCAAUUUCUGGCACCGUCGUUCCAAAAGCAGCUGGAGAUCUUCACGGCCGGCCACGCGAUUGCCAACUCGGAGACGUCGCCGUCGGACGCCGACUCGUUGACUUCUUCGUCAGAUGCGCAGACGUCGUCGAAGGUGCGAAGUGUCAGAUGUCCAGGGGGCGUGCGCGUGAAUUUGCAUUUUGAGUGAAAGAGGAAUGGGAAAAAGAAUUGACACAUUUACAAAGAAAGAGUCAUUCACUUUUUGCAUAUUUAUGAACUGAACCGAACUGAGUUGGCGUGUUUUCUUUCAAAAUUUGAAAGUGGGGGCACAAGGGCUACUGUAGAGUUGUGUGGGGGGUUGGGACCAACUUUAAUUAUAUAGUUGGGAAUAACACCUUGUACGAGUCCAUAACAUGCUGAAGAAGGCAUUGCGUGACCAAUGACACCACCGAUUGUUAGUGGAAGAAGAAGAAGAAGAAGAAGAAGAAGGAAAUGAGUAGGGGGGGGGUCUGCAGUCGUCAUCUUCCAACUUUGAUGGAUUACUAUUAUUGUUUUUUUCCCCCAUCAUCAUGCCGAUCUACAGUGUUUUCCGUUUUCCAGAGCCCCCUCGACAUGUUGAUUCCCUCCUCGAGUCCGCCGCACUCGGAGCACUGCUCGCGCCCGACGACUCCCACCAAUCUCAGCGGGGAACUGUCGAUCUCGACGACGCCCACGAUGGACCCGUUCGCGACGUUCACCCCGAACGGCUCGAUCCCAUCACCGGGCACCGGAUACUCUUCGAGCAUUCGACGUGGUAUGACUUUUCAGUGAAAGUUGGGACUUGAAAACGUAGAAACAAAGAGACUCAGAAUCGUUUUUGGUUUGAUACUAACUCUCCCAAAUACUAACUCUUUUAUUAACACACUCACACACACACACACAGAACCAAUAAUCUGGUCCCGGAGAGUUGAAGUGGAGCGGCAUUGGGAUCUAAUCACAUUCUGUUUAAUUGUAUUAAGUUUCCCCCCGCCGCCGCCGCUCUCCUCUUCGCCUUCAUUCAUUUACUGAAAUAAUUCGAGCGGAGAGGGGGGGGGGGGGGUCUUCGGGAGCACUCGCACCUUCUACAACUAACAACUAAUCCUCUCUCCGCACACGACACACUCGCACCUCAUCAGCUGGCUGCAGCAGCAUUCUGAGUCCCAACUUUCAGAGGGAAAACUGGCGUGUCCGACGCCGGGAUGCGACGGAUCGGGCCAUCAGACCGGCCUCUACACCCAUCAUCGAAGCCUUUCCGGAUGCCCGCGACGACCGGACAAGAGUGUGAUUCAAAGUAAGUCGGGUGGGGGGUGGGGGGGGAGAGGGAAAUUGAGAAAGUGACGAAUGGCCGUCAUGCAUACAUUUCUGACUUUUGGCUGACUCUCAAGAUUUAUUAGGUUAAGCUUCAGCUUAGGUUCUCUUUUCCAUCGGUCCCACCUAAAAAGGGAACUUUAUUUGCAGUGCUCGCGCUGCGUCAAGAUACCGUACUCCGGUGCACAACUCCCGGCUGCUCGGGCAAAGGACACGUUAACGGAAACCGUACGUCGCACAGAAGUCUCUCCGGAUGUCCGAUCGCCCAUCAGGAGAAAUUGGCGCGCAAAGGACUGAAGGUGACGCCGCAGAGAACGAGGACUCCGCCCAAGGGACUGUGCAUCGGCGGCGGCGGUGGCGGAGAGGAGACGCCGUUGGAUUUGACGCUCACCGGACUGCCCGGAGGACUGUCUGCCCAGCAGUUGUUGGCUGCCGCUCAGGCCGGCCUCAUUCCGACCAGGUAAGACUUGAAGAAGAAGAAGAGAAUAGACGCUUAUGUGCUCAUUUCAGCCAAAUGAUGGAUGCUCUUCUCCAGCUCUCACAGCCACAACCACUCGCCAAACUCGAGGAGGAGUCGAAGAAGGAAAACGAAAUGGAAGUCGACGUGGAGACUUCUGAAGCCUGUCCGACGCUUGUCAAGGAAGAAUCAUCCGAUGCUGCACCAGUUGCUCCUGCUCCUGCUCCUGCCCCAGCGCCAGCCUCCGUGCCCUCCACACCGACAAAAGCCGCCCAGUUGUCUGUCGAGAAGCUCACUUGCUCGCCUACGACGUCAUCCGCCCAGAUGCUCCUUCAGAUGCCCGCUCUCUCGGACGCCCUUUUCAAAAUGAGCGCGGCGGCUUCUGCUUCUGCUCCGGCUCCGGCUCUCGCCGCCUCCAAUUCGUUUGCCCAAUACGCGCCGCAAGCGUUAUUCGGCGGUCAGAAUUCGAUUCUCGCUCAACUGAUGUUCGCGCAGUUUCAGCAAGGAUUCUAA